Molecule: messenger RNA, 1659 nt
Organism: Talaromyces rugulosus
Lineage: Eukaryota; Fungi; Ascomycota; Eurotiomycetes; Eurotiales; Trichocomaceae
Exons: 2
Coding region: 1-1659 (552 amino acids)
Source: RefSeq, a predicted model, not a curated record
AUGCCAAAUAUACUCUGCUGCCUCGCAGGCUCAGCCGCCAGAGCUCCUCCUUCGACAUGGCCUGGUCUCUUUACCCGCGUGAGACCGGCGGCGGCUGCUGCUGCUACCUCUAGUGUAGCGCGUCGCAUCAGCUCCCUCGGACCUUCUUCCAACGCCAAUCUGCACGCCAUCACCUGGGCUUGUGCAAAGCCAUAUCAUCUGACUCCCGACACUAUCGCUUCUUCAUUCCCAAAUAUCCGUCCUGCAUCGACCCAGAACCCAAUUACCCCGGUCCUCUUUGCAUCGCCAGAGUUUGCAUCAUGGACGGAUACGUCCAACUCCCUUCUCGCCGACUGGGUGAAUCCGUUGUUUAAGCAAAUUUAUCCGACCGGAUCUCCCGCCGUCGUUUAUACCGUCGCAGCCGUGGUAGACAAAAUAGCAACCCAGCGGAAUGACAACGCUGUGCAGAAUGCUUCAUUAGGGGUAGAAGGUCUAUCUCUGCUCCUUGUUAAUGCCUCCGAUAUCACAGUCUCUGCCGCACAGCCUGCCCAGAUUAGAGGCGGCAGCCCUACCGAGCCUGCCUUUUUCUUUUCAACACAAACGACCACUUCUGAUCACCGCGCAAUUAGCGAGCAGGAUGUGCAUACCUCUCGUCAAGUUGGUUUGCGAUUGGCAAAUACAGUAUUUGUCAACGGCAAGGACAGAACGUUGCUAGGAAUGCGGUGGACGUACGAUACUACAUCCAAUCAAUACGUCCUGGAUAAUUGGAAAGAUCUAGCGGUCUGCGACGUCGACUUUGUAUCUGAAAAUGUCCGCAGUUCCGUCAAUACUCCGCUCCACCCGGUGACCAGCCGUAGAAGCGUCGUGUCUAGUAUGGGAAACAUUCUGCGCCAGCUAUCCAACACCCCGUCCACAGGCCCAAGUGGCGCCAUCCCGGCCUCGUCUGAGCUGGAGAAAGAGCUUCCCAAAUAUGUGAAUGAACUUGGCAUACCGCAUCAGCGAGUAGCAGUAUGGGCACUUGUCGAGCCGCUCAACUCGCUUCUAUCGGAAACAAAUCACGACCGAAACAACGUGGAACGGUCGAUCGUGAAUGGAAGCAGAAUUCACCGUGUCGUAAGCGGUGGCGGAGGAUGGGGCAAAAAGCAAGGCUUGCUCUCCUUGGAUCCGGAAAUCAGCUUUCGCGAUGAAUCGAUGCAUCCACUUUCAUUAGAUCAAGUACUGUCAACACAACCUUCCGCUGUCAAGUCGGACGAAGUACCUGAUAUCUCGGAGCUUUCAGACCUUCUGGGAAAAGGGCUCGAGGAGAAGAUAGCGUCAUUGUCUCAGAUAACACCCGUCGGAGAUAGCAUUCAAUUUUUGGUUGCUACUGAGUCCGAGGCUGUUGAAAAGAUAGCAGGCCAACAAGAGGAUCAGAAUAGCCAUGCAAUCUCUUGUUCAUUCGGCGUGGGCGCCUCUGUUGGAGCAGAACUGGUGAUUCCGCAAUCUGCGCCUGCUCAAGACACACAAACCUCGGCCGACUCAUCCGAAAAUGUGCUCGUCAUUCCUAACCAUUUCGGUGGUGUGUCCGAGACAGCAAUUAGCUAUUCACAGGGGACGACAUCAGGUGUUUCUAGCGAAGCUGGAAAAUGUCAGACAAAACUAUCCGUGCCCGGAUCACGGGUGGACCUUUGGCUGUCAUGA